Molecule: messenger RNA, 488 nt
Organism: Phanerochaete carnosa HHB-10118-sp
Lineage: Eukaryota; Fungi; Basidiomycota; Agaricomycetes; Polyporales; Phanerochaetaceae
Exons: 2
Coding region: 185-424 (79 amino acids)
Source: RefSeq, a predicted model, not a curated record
UGUGGGUGAUGCAUGAGAGAACAUUGCCCAAAGCCGACACUGUUUCUAUCCCACAAAACUUCUCGAUUCCCCGAGGGAACCAACUGUGGGAGCGACAAAUUGUCGCCCGUACCCGCACCGAGUCUAGGGGUAACGUCGGGAGAGCUAUCAUGUGCACCCAGAUGUACGCAUCAUCAGCGAGCAAAUGUCUCAUCGCACCCGCGGUGGUGGUGCGAUAAUACAAGACCCGCCGUACUUCGCAAGAUUCCGUCAUCGGACGAUAGAGCCACGAAGUAUCUCGCGACUUACUGUCGGCUCUAUCUCCUCCCGCAGCGUGGUUAGGAUGCGCAAAUGCGCACUUCGUACCCACGCCUGUCUGAUCGCAAAUGGCAUCCGGGAGACUGUCCAGAAUAUUUAUGCGUCCUCUUCAGAUAGGGGACUAUAAAUCUCGGCUGUGCAACCUUCAGGCCCGAGAGCACUCAGGCGGACGGCCGCUAUGUCUGCAAACA